Messenger RNA from Purpureocillium takamizusanense, 717 nucleotides. RefSeq lists its product as uncharacterized. Bases 1 to 717 code for a protein of 238 amino acids. The transcript is spliced from 2 exons. The record is from RefSeq and is a predicted model, not a curated record. Lineage: Eukaryota; Fungi; Ascomycota; Sordariomycetes; Hypocreales; Ophiocordycipitaceae.
AUGUCUGACCUCUUCUCGGCCUGCGGCCACACCGUCCGAAGCAAGUGCGGCACCGAGUUCUGCACCGGGUACUACCCCAGGAGCGGCGGCGCCGGCCUCCCGUUCUGCCGUCACCACCGCUGCUACCUCACCAUCUACCCAGACUGGUGCAGGAACUGCGUUGCACACUUCUCCGACGGCAGCGGCUCCGACGACGACUACGUCGACGGCGACAACAACCACAACAACGACAUGCACGUCAGCAUCCUGAUCCGGAGCCCCAAGCUGAUCGGGCGGUACUGGGAGGAGUACACUGCGCUCAACGCUCACCCCGACGUGCAGCGCGAGGAGAAGCUCCUGUCGUCGCUCCCGGAGACGCCGGCGGACCACACCCCCGGCGUGUCGUUGACGUUGUCGUCGUCGCCAGCGCUGUCGCCGGCGCGGCCCCUCUUGCCCAAGCUCCACCAGCUCACGCACGAGGAGCUGCUCCGUGGCCGGCGCGACUUUGUUGGUGCCCGCCAGUGGCGCCAUAGCCUGGAGAAGGAGCUCGCCUACUGCAAGCCCGAGGCGGUGCUCAUGGGCUGCCUGCUGUGGCCGAACAAGCCGUGUCUCGCUCAGGACGAUUCCGACGACGACGGCGAUCAUGACCUCUCGCGGAAGAGGAUGCGUGAGAUUGUGGACUUGGCGCAGGCGCGGACCAUGCGCUGGGCAGCUGGCGAGGAUCCUGAUGACUUUUGA